CCAUGGAUGACAGUCUCUGUCCCCUUUCCUUGGGUUCUUCAGUGGCCAUAGAAGUGCUGGAGAAACUUUUUCAAGUUGAAAAAGCUCUGAAAAAUGAAACAUUUCAAUUCAACCAAGAAGCUAAGACUACUCUUGAGGAAAUUGCUGAAGCAGUUAAAAAAUUGGAAUGUAUGAGGAAAACCACAAUUGAUCUUCUCGAAAUUGAAACCAUAGAAGCCAGCAGACUCCGUUUUAGGUUAAUGCGUCUUCCAGCAAACAUUUCCAAGGAAAUAGAAGAUGCUGUUAUUGCUGCCCGUGUAACAAAUGCAGAGGAGAUAAAUAGUUUAAAUAAUGCAAUUGAAGUCGUCACAUAUGAAAUGGACCGGCUGAACGAAAGACUAACCAAUCUGGAAAAAAUGAAUCUAGAAUUGUGGGAAGAACAGGAACAAUUAGCUGAUGGUCAUCAAAAAGCUGUACUUAUGGUUAACAUGAAGAUGAAAGAAAGAACUGAAAAUGAUACUUCUACAAAAGAGAUAUAUGACAAGAAAAAAGUUGAUGAAGAAAAAAUUGACUACUAUCAAGAUCUAUUGAAAACAAUAAAUAAGGAACUGACUGAAGAAAGGGAAGUAUUUGCAAUGAAAAAAGAAAUUUUAGAGAAAAAGAUUGCUGAUGUUAAACAACAAAAAGAUGAGGAAAUUAAGAGCACUCUUAAAAAGAAGAGACAAUUGUCCCAGAUGGUUACUGAAAUAGCAAAAAUAAAGGAGGAAUACAAGCGCAGACAAGGGGCAAUGAAGGAACAAGAUGUGACACGGAAGGAGCUGGAAGAUGGACUGAAAAAGUUGCAAAAUGAGUUGGAAAUGCAAUUAAAACAACCAGAGCAACUGUUGGUUAAGAGGGUUGAAUAUGACAGUGCCCUUGUGGAUCUGAUAGAAUCAUCUAAAACGAAACAAGCAGACUUUCUUAAUAAGAUAAGACAGGCUAAAGAAAAAUUUUUAAAAAUAAAGGCACGACAUACUGAUCUUAAAGGAAAAAGUAAAAUUCUUAAUGAAAAUCUUAAAAAUGCUCAACUAGAAGAACAUGAAUAUUAUUUAUCAGAGCAACACUCUAAAGACAUAGUUAACAAAAUAGAACAACUUAUCGCUGAGAAAAAAGCUCUCUUAAGCAAAAAAUUAAUGGAUACCAAAGCCCUAGAAGAGGCAAUAGAAAAUCUCAGGCACCUAUAUCGAACAGCAAUAGAUUCCUAUCGUAAACAAAUAGCAUUUCUGAAAGGAAAUUGGAUGACAGAAAGCAAAAAAAGUAUUAAGAAUCAGUGGAAAGUAAUCAAUUUUCAAAAAGAGCAUGAGCGCUGGAGAAAAACAGAAAGUGAGGACAUCGAAGAACUCAUUCAAAGAGUUGAAUAUAUUGCACAGAAGCGAGGUGAAAUAUAUGAAGAGGGUAUUUCCUGUGAUGCAGCAAUCCUUAAACAAGAAGAACAGAUAGAACGACUUAAUGAAGCAGUAAAAGAAGAAGAGGAAAUAUUUUCACAAAUUGAGCAUGGUGUCACCAAGGAAUUAAAAGCAAUUGAGGAUGAAUAUAUUAUAGAAACUGAACAAACCAAAGUAAAGGAAGAUGAAUGGGACGACUUCCUUCCCAAACUGAAAGCUGUUCAGAAUGAAUAUGAAGAACAAGUCAAAGAAUUUGAAAGCCUCAAAAAUGAUAUAUCAGCACAGACUCGUGAACAUCUUGCAUUGGAACGUGGCAUUGAUAUGAUGAGAAAGGAAACAAUAACAUACCAAAAUGAGAGGGACCAUGUAAAGAAUUUAUUGAAGAAAGGCCGAAAUAAGGAAUUUGCCUUCAUGAGAAGUCAUCUGAACUCUGUGUUUACUGUAGAAAAAAAUAUCUAUGAAGUAGAACAACACCUGAAACUUUUAGUUCUGGAAAACUACAGACUAAAAAAGGCUAUUAGACUAGUGAAAGAAGAUAUAGAUUAUCUUACAAGGGAAGGACAAAGAUAUACUCUUACAGUAGAAAAAUUGGAAAAUGACGCGCAAGAUCUUCACGACAUGUUUUUGGAUAUGUGGAAGGAAACUCAGAAGGAAAUACAGAAAUUUAAAGGAAAAAACAUGAUUACUUUGGGAGAAACGGAAAAGUUGAUAAGAUAUCUUUAUUUGAGAGAAGACAAGUUGAGCGUCAUUUGUGGUUGGCUCAGAAGGAAUGUUGAUAAUCUGGAAUACAUAAUUGAUUAUAAGGAAUCAACCACUAUCAUUGACAUUGUAAAGACUGAUGAAAGAAAGAAAAGGAAGAAAAGCCCCCAACCUGGAAAAAAGAAAAAAUCUGAAAAUCCCAAAAAAGGAAAAUAAUAAAUUACAGAAAACUGAAGUUGAUCAUUUUUUUAACAGACAAGAUAUAAACUGUCAUUGAUGUGAAAGUCAUUUCUUAAUCAACAGACUGUAUAGAAUCAAGCUUUGUCUCAGAAGACCAUAAGAAUUAGAGCUAGAAGAAAACAAGGAAUCCAUCAAGCCUAAUUCUUUCCUUUUAUACUGGAGAAAAUUGAGAUCUAGGAAUGUCAAGUUAGAGCAAAGAUUCAAAUUAACAUAAAUUUAAAAGAAUAAAAAUAAGAAAAAUGUUAUAUUAUUAAAAGUAUUAUAACUUAAGUUUAAGUAACCAGGUUUAGACCAAUCUUAUACAGUAUUAAUAAAAGAUCUGGCAAAAACAAUUGCUGACUCAUUUUCAUUAGUUUUUGAAACAUGUUCAUUGAGAAAAAAGAGGCAGAAUUGUAGGAGAGCAAAUGUCCUGAUUCUCUACUAUCUCCUGCUUUAAGAGGGGAGUCUAUAAACAAUAUAGUAAAAUUGAUUUUAUUAUUAAAGAGCUGCUUUAUGAGCUGGCAAAAAUGGGCUUCACUAAGUCUACCAAAAUAGUCUCAUUUCUGGUUUGGUUGGUUUAUGGGGGACAUAUAGAAAUCUAGUUAAUCUAGGUUUUAGCAAAACAGCAGAAAAUCUUAUGAAAUUCUUAUACCCAAAGAAAAGAUGAAGGCUAAAUUGAUAACUGCAUGGAUAAUUAAGUUUAAAACUAAUUUGGAUGGCAAAAAGUCAGAGUAAGUAGAUCAUAUUCAUCUUAAGUGGAAUACUUCAGGGAUCUAUCUGUCCUUUGUCUUACAUUGUUCAACAUUUCAUGAGCAUCCAAUUUUUUUAGCCCAAUAGUAGCUUAUAAACUUUUAAAAAAAUUUUUGCUAAAUACAAUUCAAAAUAAGGAAAAAAGACAAAAAGGAAAAAAAUCCAAAACAUUGCCAUGUGCCAAAAAGAACAUCAGAGAGAAUUCAAAAUGAUGAGGGAUAAGAGUAUCAAUGUGGAGGUUAGGCAGGAAUGGGUGAGGUUACCUUUUCCAAGGCAGAAGUUCGGGAGUGGAGCAAAGGAAUUUGCUAAACCCAAAGGCUAUGGUAAAAAGCUUUAUUGUUAAAGAAACACCAAGAGGGAUUCUCUGCAAAGAGUCGUUUUCUGAAGACCCAUUUUAUGUAUGAGUCUAAGGGAAAUCUCAGGUAAAAGUAAAAUCUUGCCUGGAGUUGUGACUUCCUGCAAGAAAACUUAUCUUCCUCUGAGAGGUUGCAAGACCAUUUGGAUUUGUUACAGAGCUCACUCAGGUCAUACAGAUUUUACUCUCAUCAUCUCCCUCCUCAAGCAAUAAGCACAAAUUCUUUUGGGAAAAGGGUUGAGGGUCUCAGAUCUUCCAUAGCUACUUCCUGUUGAGAGUGAUUGUAGAGCUGGCCAUGAUUGGGGGGUUGUGCUUGGAGGAGAGAAACGAGAUCUGAAAACAGCAGCUGCAGCAUCCAAGGGACAUUGAGUUUGCCCAUCAGUUGUCUCAUAAUCCCCAGGUCGCAGGAGAAGUUGGAAGUUCGCAGCUUGAAGCCCUAGAGGAAACAAAUCUCACAAGCAAUCUGAAAGUGCAGGGGCCAAAUAUGAGCAAAAGAAUCAUUUGAAGAGGAGUUAGUAUAGGGGCCAGUAGGGGCCAUAUCCAGGAAUUCCACCCAGAGGAGGACUGGGGAGGAGUGAGGAACUGCUCCUGGGUGUCUUGCAUGCCCGCAGCUUUCUGUAAGAUUCUCUCAGUCCAUAGCUUGACUUUCCUUGAGUUGUUAAUGUACAUGCAGCAAGAGGUGUUGACCAAGAAUUAGACACCUCCGCUAGAGGCGAGAAGAUAAUCUAAGACUAUUUGAUUAUCUAAAACCAAGUCAGCCAAUGAGUCAAGAGAUUCCUGGAUCUCCCUCAGAGAAAGAGCAAGCUGGUUGAUUAUGGCCUUUAGGUAGGAGAGAAAGCUUUCGUGUUCUAAGUGUCCAACCCAGGGAAUUAGCAUCCCAGGCCCUUUCUUUAAAUAGCACAGAACAUUUUCCCCAAAUCCCCGCUUUUGUCUCCUCAGAGGCAUGGGGGCUGUGUCUGAGGCACUGGCAUUGUAUACAGUGAAAGGGGUAAUCAAGUGGCCUAAAGUACAGGACCCGAAGUGUUUGAAAGGAGUCAGGCACCAGGUGGAGAGAAUCACAGGUGGGGGAGGGUCCCAGUCAGAGGCAUUUCUCUUAAUAAGCCCCUUAGAGGUGCUGGAGGGGGAUGGGGUAUUUACUUUGCACGGAUAAUAUCUGAGGUCAGAUUUUAGCAUUCUAUCAAUUGGAAUGUUAGUUUUCAGGAGGUUACGGAGGAGCUUUAAGGAAGGAGCUCUAGAAGCACUGGGAAGGAGCUUGCCAAGAUAUCCCGGAAUGGUUCUCCACAGUUACCCUUUGAGGAGGUGCAUAAUCCUAGGUGCACCUGACCUGUGACCCUUCUGUGCAGCUGGUGCAAGUUGCCAUGGUAAAAUUGCGGCAGGCCUGAGAGAGAUCACCUCAUUUGCACCCCACAGUAUUGGUGGUGCAGGUCAGUGUCCCCACAUCAGGGAUAUAGACCUGGCCAUUAUGGGAAAGUGACAACCACUGUUUCUGUGGUGUGGUGAUGUGUAGAUAUGAAAGCCUUCCCAGCCGGAAAGUAGGGGACAGUCGGGGCAAAGUAGUUCCCUUGGAGGUUGGCUAGCACGAAAGGGGUAGCGUCCAGGGAGGAGAUAGUGACGCGUGGGAGUGGGACCUUUGCAAAGAAUGCAUUCGGCUGUAUCUGUGGCCACCCUGGGGGUGGUGAUGGCACACCUGGACACCCCCAUUCCCCACAGAGUCCCCUAGUCUGAUCAGGAAGUUGUCACCUCACUGGCGAGGAUCCACAGAGUAAAGCCAG
Antechinus flavipes (yellow-footed antechinus) is the source of this 5198-nucleotide messenger RNA. RefSeq names its product coiled-coil domain containing 175 (gene CCDC175). The transcript has 21 exons. The record is from RefSeq and is a predicted model, not a curated record. The coding region runs from base 3 to 2318 and encodes 771 amino acids. NCBI's taxonomy places the organism in Eukaryota, Metazoa, Chordata, Mammalia, Dasyuromorphia, Dasyuridae.